AAAGUAGUCCAUAACUAAAUUUGGUCGAGACCCUCGCCUUCGUGCAAAGCCAGAUAUCAACAUGUUGGCAAAAUUAUUAGAAUGUUGGCCUGACAUGGAGUACGAUGUUUCAGAUUGCAAACAAGUAAGCUAUACUCUUCAUCAUUUUUGUAAUCUUGUUUUUUCUCUUACUUGAACUAUUUUUUUAACUUGCAGAUUCUAUUGCCCUUUUCUUUCAUGGGUCACUUCACCUUAUAUGUACUUAACAUGGACACUAGAAGCAUCUAUAUAAUGGACUCCAUGCCUAUACCAUCAUGGUUUAAGGGUGAUCAUCCUAGCAUGCAUUAUAUCCAUAAUAUACAUUAUAUUGCCAACAAUAUGAAUGCUGCCAUGGAAUUGGCCAAUCCUACAUGGAAAGACGAUAUUUAUAUGUGGCGUCGUAUAGUACCAACAUGGGUUCCAAGAACAUUAAACUGGGAUUUAUCUGGCUUUCUUGUUAUCAACUUUAUGCACGAUUGGAAUGGUAUAAGGUUACCCUGCAUUUGCACUAAUGGGAAUGACCUGAGGACCAAAUUCUUAGUAGAAUUAUUGAAGUACAAGGACAAUGAAUCCAAAGACAACAUUCCAGAAGAAAUACAAGAAAUUAUUAGGCACAUUAGAUAG
Zea mays is the source of this 642-nucleotide messenger RNA. RefSeq lists its product as uncharacterized. The record is from RefSeq and is a predicted model, not a curated record. Lineage: Eukaryota; Viridiplantae; Streptophyta; Magnoliopsida; Poales; Poaceae. The transcript has 3 exons. The coding region runs from base 217 to 642 and encodes 141 amino acids.